AGGUCUUCAAGCAGCAUUCAGGCAUCGAUGCCGCCUCCAAAACGGUCAUGUUCGGACUCGCCGGUCAAGCAAGAUACACACCGACGAAGAAAUCGCGUUCACCCUUGUUGUGCGAGAUGUUGGGAAGAGCAUCUACGAAGGACGUUCUCCACGCGGCGUACUGACCGGAUUGCUUGGCGGCAUUAAAGGACAUGAGUCGCUACUGUAAUUACCUCUACGUAUACAUACAAUAUACCAAAUAUACCAAAUAUAUACAAUAUACCAAAUAUUUAAGAAAAAAUCCAGAUAUUCCGAAUAUGUGCAACCCUACGGAGCAGCGCGAUAUCGUUUCCGUGGAGCCGAUGGAUAAGGUGCAGGCGCUGGCGCUCUUUGAGAAGAAGCUAGGAUUUCGUGAUCCAAACCCAGAGGUACUCGUGAUCAACAUCAUUGAAGUGGACAAUGACGGAGGAGUAUACGCGGACGGAGGGAAUACGCAAACGAAGUCCUUUUGUUCCCCGUUGAUCCGAUACAAUACACGGGGAAGAAAAUACUCGCCGUGCCGAGAUGCUGUCAGCAUAAGAAAGGCACGCAGGAUCGCAGGCGAAUAAAUAGCGAGGUAGCUGAGAGAGAUAGCGAGAUCCAGGAAUGUUCGCAACGGUGAUGCCGUCUGCAAUGUUACUUAAGACG
Molecule: messenger RNA, 666 nt
Organism: Trematosphaeria pertusa
Lineage: Eukaryota; Fungi; Ascomycota; Dothideomycetes; Pleosporales; Trematosphaeriaceae
Exons: 2
Coding region: 192-587 (131 amino acids)
Source: RefSeq, a predicted model, not a curated record